GCUUGCUACGGCAACGAUUUUCCAGCGGAAUACCUACACCAGCCAUUAGAUGGCACUGUGUAUGAGGCACUGCACAUGCUAAAUGUAACCGAGCGACUCCGUGGGCGAACAAGAGCGUCGUCCCUUCUUUCUUAGGCGGAAUGUGGUCGAAGGCGCUUCCUUUAGGGGGCCACGUCAUUCGCUCCAUCAACCCGGAAAUGACACUGAGAGGUGGUUUUCUGGACCAAUGAGAGUGUUGUGCGUAGGCAAAAGGGGAAAGGUCAUCGACGCUAUGGAGAUGGUGGCGCUAAAGGAGGUUGCCGGGCAGAUAAAACCGUGUCAGUAAGGGCUAAGUGAGCGAGAUGGUGUCUGCUUCGCGCUUCGGCUGAACCUUUCUUGUGACCUCUUAGCCUCUCUGGUUGCCCUCGCGCCCUCCUCCGUCCUCUCCAAUGAGCGGCGCGUACGAGUUGCUAUGGCGGUUCCUGCACGCCCUCCUCUUUGCCCAGCGCGCGCUCUUCGCCUGGUUCCGAGAGCAGUUUGGAGGACGCGGCUCGUGGGUCAGCCGUUGGCGGCAUGGCGCGACUUCGGUGGCCGUGGCCGCCUCGCGGGCUCUUGUGGUGCCGGCAGCUUUUGCCUUUCAUAAGCCCGCCGCAGCGGGGAGGAAAGUGCUGAACAACCAGAGCCGGUGGCGGCGGGAUGGGAAGUCCUUGCAGAAGCUGCCGGGCCAUGUGGGCCUGGUAGUGACCGAAGAGGAGCCGAGCUAUGCGGACAUGGCCAGUCUGGUGGUGUGGUGCAUGGCUGUGGGCAUCUCGUAUGUCAGCGUCUACGACCACGAUGGUAUUUUCAAGAGAAAUAAUUCAAGAUUGAUGGAUGAAAUUCUAAAGCAGCAACAGGAAUUAUUAAACCUUGACUGUUCCAAAUAUACCAUAGAAUUUGCAAAUCAAGACAAAACAGAUCAAGUUUUAAAUUGCCAACCUACAUUAAAUGUGCUGUCUCCAGAGGAUGGAAAGACAGAUAUAGUAAGAGCAGCUCAGAAAUUUUGCCAUUUAGUAGCACAGCAGCAAAGCAAAUGCACAGAUCUGGAUGUGAAUGUCUUGGACAAUUUACUAAGUAGUACAAAAGGCUUUCCUGACCCUGACUUAAUACUGAAGUUUGGUCCUGUGGACAGCAUAUUAGGAUUCCUUCCUUGGCACAUCAGAGUGACAGAGAUCAUUUCUUUACCUUCACAUGUGAACAUCAGCUAUGAAGACUUUUUCUCUGCCCUUUGUCACUAUGCAGCCUGUGAACAGCGCUGGGGAAAAUGAUUUCUUGCUGAACAUUAUCAGGAUUUCUUUGGAAAGGACCCAGUGUCUCUGUUUACAAAUACCUGUGAUAUAAGUUCAGUACAUAGUCUUUCUUAAUUUAUCAAAUUCAAUAAAGUGUCUUACCUUUCUAGAA
Messenger RNA from Heteronotia binoei (common prickly gecko), 1416 nucleotides. RefSeq names its product NUS1 dehydrodolichyl diphosphate synthase subunit (gene NUS1). NCBI's taxonomy places the organism in Eukaryota, Metazoa, Chordata, Lepidosauria, Squamata, Gekkonidae. Gene Ontology annotation, molecular function: ditrans,polycis-polyprenyl diphosphate synthase [(2E,6E)-farnesyl diphosphate specific] activity. The coding region runs from base 429 to 1283 and encodes 284 amino acids. Gene Ontology annotation, cellular component: endoplasmic reticulum membrane; dehydrodolichyl diphosphate synthase complex. The record is from RefSeq and is a predicted model, not a curated record. The transcript is spliced from 5 exons.